AAUUAACAAAUUUUUAAAAUUUUAUUUUUUCUAUCGAAAUAUUAUUUGAUAUAUUUGGAUUUAGUUUCUUUAAAAAUAUAUUUCGAACUCAAAUUAGAAAAAAAAAUUCCUCCCAAGAAUGGCGCUGAAGUGCAGAAGAGGAGGAUCUAAGAUGGAGGCCGGCAGCUGUAGUUCAAUAACCUGUCAUAGGAAUACGUGAGAAUGUAUUGUGUGUUUUAAUCAAACAAAACUGAUUAUAAACAUGGGUGAAACAAGCGAUAUUAGUGUUAAAUAUCAGAAACUAGCAGCGGAAUAUUCAAAGUUAAGAGCUCAAGUCUCGGUAUUAAAGAAAGCAAUUUCUGAAGAACAAAGUAGAAGUAGUGAAUUGAAGGAAGCACUCAAGGAAAAGGAUCAAACAGUGAGAAAAUUAGAGCAAGAAGUAGAAUGCUUAAAUUUUAGAAAUGUGCAACUAAUGAAACGAGUUUCUGUCUUACAAAGUGAAUUUGAAGGAAUUUCUGAUAAAUCAUCAAAAAACAAACAUAAGGUAGUUGUACCUUCUUUAGAUGAAGAUGUAUUAAAUUUAGAACUUAGAAAUAAAAUAGAAGAAAAUGAAAAACUCUAUAUACAGGUGACUUCAGCAGAAAUUGAACAUAAAAGAAUUGUAGACGAUUUAAGUUCACAAUUAGAAGAAAUCAGGGCAGAAAGAUUAAAAGAAACAAGAGAGUUAAAUGAAACUAUUGCUAAAUAUAAAACAAAAAUUGAUAGAUUGACCAAAGAAAGAGCAAAAUUAGAGGUAGAAUUAAAGAAUUAUGAAAAAGAAGUUAAAGAAAUUAGAAUACAGGAAGAAACAUGUCAAGAAGAUCUUAAAAUUGUGGAGACUGAUUUACGAAAGAAAAAGGAAAGUGCUGAACAAAUUAUAAAACAAAAAUUACCAUUUAUUGAUACAAAAAUUACUACUGUUAAUAGCACAAAUAUACCAAUUGUUUCACAGAAACAAUGUUGCAAGCUAUCUAAAGUUCUAAAAGAAAUGUCCUUUCUUGUAACUGAUGCAAUUCGCUUCCUAUGUGAACUUCAUAAAAAUAUAGAAGGAAGAAUAAAAUUAGUUGAUCGUGAUUUAUUGAACAAUGGAUUAUUAAAUAAGUUUGAAAAUCAUUUAAAGGAAGGUUCAAUACAUUUACAAAAUAUAGAUAAAGAAUACCAAAAAUUUACAAAAACAAUAUUAGAUGAACAACUGUUUCUGAUCAAAGGAACAAGUUUAUCUGAUGUUUCACUAUCAUUUUCAGUUUAUGUAAGUUAUUUAGAAAAAUUAUUGCCAUAUUUUCUACUUAGUUUAAAUAGUGAAAGCAAAACUAAAGGGAGCAUACUAAAAUUGGAAGAAAUACAUGAAAAACUGUAUGAUUUAACUAUGAAAUUAAUAUCAUGUUUUAAUAGCUUAAAAAAUUCUCUUCAGCUUUUUGUUGAAAUGGAGAGUACAGAACAUUAUUGCAAUUCUCCUUAUCUUAUUAGGAGAAUAUUCAACAUUUUGUGCAAUCUACAAUCACUUUUUGAAGAAAUGAAAAAAAUAUUUAGUGCAAAAAUAAUGACAGAACAACACUUACCAAUUGUGACAUCAGAAAUCAAAGCAUCGGAUUCUUUAGUAUUAACAUCUAUGAUAUCUGUAAUCAAUGCCCUUAAAAAGAUUACUCAAAAGACAACUGAAAAUAUGGAAAUUCUUUCUAAUGGAAUUCCAUGUAAGGCAAGAGGCUAUUUAGAUACCAUAAAUAGUAAUAGUGGUAAAAUGCAGUACAAGCCAGUUGUAUUAGACUUGCGGCAGCGUGGAGUAAAGUUUAUGGAAAUCUUGCAAGAGGAUGAGAAAAGCACAAUACCAUAUGAAACAGCACUUAAGAAUAGAGAUAUAUUAACAACAUAUGCUGAUAAUAAAGACGAGCUAAUGAAAAAACUUUCUACAACAAAUGAGAAACUGAAAAAGACAGAACAAGAAAAAGAACAUUGGAUGCUAGAAUAUCAACUGUUGCAAAUGAAGCAAGGAAAAAUGGUUGACGGGAUUGAUAACACAACGGACAACAAAGACAUCCAUCAUUUGUUUAAGGCGAAGAAGGACCAACUGUUAGGCGAAUUACAAAUAGCUGAUAGUAAAGCCGUUGCUUUUUAUACGGAAAAUAUAUUUCUAAAUCAAAAACUCAAUUUAGCUAAACAGUCUUAUCAGAAACUGGAGAAAGAUUAUGCAGAUUGUCAAUAUAAUCUCUCUCAGUUACAGGACGAGUUAAAAACAAGAGUUACCAUGUAUGAAAAUCAGUUGAGCACAAUGAGUGACCACUUAGCAGAACUAAAUGAAAAAAUAACAGAACAGAGUGAAGAGCUUGAAAUUAUGAAAUAUACAGGAGGAAAGAAAACAAAAAAAUAAACAUUCAUAAUAUAUUAAAUUCAUUGUUAUAUAUUAUGGGACCAAAUUUGUACAUUUUGAAGGUCAAGUUUGAGAUACCAGUCUAGUCACAAUAGUAUUGUAAUUCUACACAAACAGGGAGGCAAGCCUUGCAUUUUAAAAUUUGAUCAAUAUAAUUUUGUUAUAUUUUUGUUUAAAUUAUUAAUCUGCAAGCAUAUUUGUUUUUAUAAUUACGUGGAUUGACGGAAAGGACAGAUGCCUCAUCAAAAUUUUAUUUCUUGAAGAUUCAUAACAAAUUGAUGUACCACCAGAGUUUUGGAAGAUUAAGAAUUGUUACAAUCUAUUGUGUAAUAUUUAUAUAUAAAUAAAGAUGAAAUCUUUCCAGGUAA
Molecule: messenger RNA, 2751 nt
Organism: Centruroides sculpturatus (bark scorpion)
Lineage: Eukaryota; Metazoa; Arthropoda; Arachnida; Scorpiones; Buthidae
Product: protein phosphatase 1 regulatory subunit 21-like
Exons: 22
Coding region: 242-2383 (713 amino acids)
Cellular component (GO): membrane; early endosome
Source: RefSeq, a predicted model, not a curated record